AAUAUUGCUGCCGAGGGAACGUAGCAGGGCACAAGUCUCUCUUCUUUGCGCCUGGGUGCCCCGUUUCUCCCCAUCACCUACUUACUUGCUGACUGCAACCUCUCUCCCUGUGGGACUUUUGCACCGGCAGCUCUAGAUUCGCUACCCUGCAGCGCUGUGGAGUCUUCAGGCAGUGACAUCCCGUGCACUGCAGAGACCCGACCUUCCUUGCUUCCUUUUAGCCAGAACAACUUUAGGCGAUUCCCCUUCCUCCUCCCCCAUACUCUUUUUGCCCUUCUCAUGCAAAUCAGACCUCGGUUACUUCAGCGUCCUACCCUUGUGCAGGGCUGCAGUUCGACCACCACAAGACCUUACUGCAGGGUGCCUCGGAUCCUGAUCGUGAGCCGAGGGGUCCAGUCCUCACCCUCAGCCAGUGCCAAGGGGGCGAAAGCGGCAAUUGCAGCCUCCAGUUUGUGUCAAGGUCCAGUUUGAAUGACCGCCCUCAGCUGGUGAAGACAUGACGACCCUGGACUCCAACAACAACACAGGUGGUGUCAUCACGUACAUUGGCUCCAGCAGCUCCUCUCCAAGCCGCACCAGCCCUGAGUCCCUCUACAGUGACAGCUCAAAUGGCAGCUUCCAGUCCCUGACCCAAGGUUGCCCUGCCUACUUCCCACCAUCGCCCACUGGCUCCCUCACCCAGGACCCAGCUCGCUCCUUUGGGAGCAUUCCACCCAGCUUGAGUGAUGAUAGCUCCCCUUCUUCGACAUCUUCUUCAUCGUCAUCCUCCUCUUCCUCUUUCUAUAAUGGGAGCCCUCCAGGGGGUCUGCAAGUGGCUCUGGAAGACAGCAGUCGAGUGUCUCCCAGUAAGAGUGCCAGUAACAUCACUAAGCUGAACGGCAUGGUGCUGCUGUGUAAAGUGUGUGGGGAUGUUGCUUCGGGCUUCCACUAUGGCGUGCACGCCUGUGAGGGCUGCAAGGGCUUUUUCCGUCGGAGCAUCCAGCAGAACAUCCAGUACAAAAGGUGUCUGAAAAAUGAGAACUGCUCCAUCGUCAGAAUCAAUCGCAACCGCUGCCAGCAGUGUCGCUUCAAAAAGUGUCUCUCCGUGGGCAUGUCUCGAGAUGCUGUGCGUUUUGGGCGCAUCCCCAAACGAGAGAAGCAGCGGAUGCUCGCCGAAAUGCAGAGUGCCAUGAACUUGGCCAACAAUCAGUUGAGCAGCCAGUGCUUGCUGGAGACUGCACCUACCCAGCACCCAACUCCAGGCCCCAUGGGCCCCUCACCACCUCCAGCUCCAACCCCUUCACCCCUGGUGGGCUUCUCCCAGUUCCCACAACAACUGACACCUCCCCGAUCCCCAAGUCCGGAGCCUACAGUAGAGGAUGUGAUAUCCCAGGUGGCUCGGGCUCACCGAGAGAUCUUCACUUAUGCACAUGACAAGCUGGGCACCUCACCUGGCAACUUCAAUGCCAACCAUGCAUCGGGUACCCCUCCGGCCACCACUCCACAUUGCUGGGAAAAUCAGGGCUGCCCGCCUGCCCCCAAUGACAACAAUGUCAUGGCUGCCCAGCGUCAUAAUGAGGCCCUGAAUGGCUUACGCCAGCCUCCCUCCUCCUAUCCUCCGGCCUGGCACCCUGCCCCUGCCCACCACAGCUGUCAGCAGCCCAACAGCAAUGGGCACCGUCUGUGCCCCACCCACGUGUAUCCCGCCCCGGAAGGCGAAGCACCUGCCAACAGUUCACGGCAGGGCAACUCCAGGAAUGUUCUGCUGGCAUGUCCCAUGAACAUGUACCCGCACGGACGCAGUGGGCGAACUGUACAAGAGAUCUGGGAAGAUUUCUCCAUGAGCUUCACACCUGCUGUGCGGGAAGUGGUAGAGUUUGCCAAGCACAUCCCCGGCUUCCGUGAUCUUUCUCAGCAUGACCAGGUCACCCUCCUUAAGGCUGGCACCUUUGAGGUGCUGAUGGUGCGCUUUGCAUCACUGUUCAACGUGAAGGAUCAGACAGUGAUGUUCCUGAGCCGCACCACCUACAGCCUGCAGGAGCUCGGCGCCAUGGGCAUGGGGGACCUGCUCAAUGCCAUGUUCGACUUCAGUGAGAAGCUCAACUCCCUGGCGCUUACCGAGGAAGAGCUGGGCCUCUUCACCGCGGUGGUGCUCGUCUCUGCAGACCGCUCGGGCAUGGAGAAUUCCGCUUCGGUGGAGCAGCUCCAGGAGACGCUGCUGCGGGCUCUUCGGGCUCUGGUGCUGAAGAACCGGCCCUCGGAGACUUCCCGCUUCACCAAGCUGCUGCUCAAGCUGCCGGACCUGCGGACCCUGAACAACAUGCAUUCCGAGAAGCUGCUGUCCUUCCGGGUGGACGCCCAGUGACCCGCCCGGCCGGCCUUCUGCCGCUGCCCCCUUGUACAGAAUCGAACUCUGCACUUCUCUCUCCUUUACGAGACGAAAAGGAAAAGCAAACCAGAAUCUUAUUUAUAUUGUUAUAAAAUAUUCCAAGAUGA
Molecule: messenger RNA, 2475 nt
Organism: Manis javanica (Malayan pangolin)
Lineage: Eukaryota; Metazoa; Chordata; Mammalia; Pholidota; Manidae
Gene: NR1D1
Product: nuclear receptor subfamily 1 group D member 1
Biological process (GO): response to leptin; cell differentiation; positive regulation of transcription by RNA polymerase II
Molecular function (GO): zinc ion binding; RNA polymerase II cis-regulatory region sequence-specific DNA binding; nuclear receptor activity
Source: RefSeq, a predicted model, not a curated record